AUGGCGGCCUCCGGGGAGGAGACAGCGUUAUUUUCCAACUUCGAAGCAGGGCUUUUGCACGUAAAAUGUAAAACGAAUUAGUUCAGAAACUGAUUUUAAUUUCAUUUUGAUCAUGAUGGAUGACAUUUCGGUCAGGAAGCGGCAUCUAGAAGACAAACUAGCACAGGAAAAAAAUAUCCUGGCCUUUCUAAAAGAAAGCUUGGAAAAGACUGAUCAAAUUACUGGAAACAUGCUGGACAUCUUGUCCAAAUUUGAAGUACGCAUACACAAGCUGGAGGACACCAUUGUUCCUGUGCACAGAGAAACGGAUGACUUGCAGAGAAGACAAGCUAACAUUGAUAAAUCUUUAGCGGCUUUGGAUCAUGUGAUCAGUUACCACCAUGUUUAUGCCAGCGUUGAGCAUGUCAUUAGAGAUGCCCCUUCUGGCCAACUUGAUGCAUACAUCAAGAAUUUGGAGAGAGUGUUGGAUGCAAUUGACUUUUUUAAUCAGAACAAUCCAAACUGUUUAGAGCUCUCAAACCUGUCUUCCUUGCGUGACUAUGGACGUGACUCACUAGGGAAAGAAUUCCGUCUCCUGCUGAACAGGCACAGCAAACCUGUUCCCGUGGAGAUGAUCUUGGCACUGAUUGAGACUCAACAAGACACCCCAAAGGAAAAUGUCAAGCUGGAACAUUUAUCAGAAAGAGUUUUGGAAGACUUAUGCACCAUAACCCAUUGGUUGAAUGGACCUGGUAAAGAUGAUUCUACGGAAUUUAUGAGUGUCUAUGCACAAAUUCGAUCUAACUCCCUUUUGAGGUCACUUCAGGGGUUAAAAGAUUCUUUUGGUGGAAAGGUAAAAUCUACCCAAGGUGGUGUGAACACACCUACAAGAAGAGGAACUAAAAAGAGAGAGUUGCGCCGAGUUCCCUCCAAGUCAGAACAUCAUGGCUAUUCUCGUCGGACCUCAGCAAUUCCAACAGAUGUUGGUGCCGCCAAAGAGGAAGAAGAGGAAAUUGAUGGUGCAAAUUACAUUGUGUUCUGUAAAUCUCUGCUCAAGCUCAUACAGAGUGAACGAGAGCUGAUGAAGAGCAUUAUCCCAGAGCAAAGCCAGAACACUAUUUUUGACAUGCUCAUUCAAGCUGCUAUGGAUGACUUCAUAUCUGAAGGAGAGUCUAUAAUAAACAUUCUGAAGCGUCAUUUCAACAAACACAACUACUCCGCCAUUCAGCAGGUGUUUCCAAUUCUCAAGGCGUUCAAUGCCAUUCAACCUGAUUUCUAUGUCACACUACAGGAAACAUUUCACAGGACUCGGGGGCAGUUCCCUAUACUCAUUAACGCUAUGGAGUUAACGUCUGCCAAGGCUCUGGAUGAUUUCGCUGAUGGGAUAAAGCACGGUCCUGACAAGCAUUCCAACAUGCCAAGCGAUGGAACAGUUCACGAGCUGACCAGAAACACACUUAUUUUCAUGGAGCAACUCCUACCCUACACUGAAACAGUUGGAAGCAUGUUAGUCACCAUGCAAGAGGAGCAGAGUGGAAAUUUCUUUACAAGAGAAACAGAACUCUUUACAAAAGUUGUUGCUGAGUACGUCCAACGAGUGCUUGGAGCCUUGGGUCUGAAUCUUGAGCUCAAGGCCAGAGUGUAUGAGGCGCCAACUCUUUGUUCUCUGUUCUUGUUGAACAACUACAAUUACAUAGUCAAGGCUCUACAACGGUUAGGUCUUCUUGCUCUUCUUCAAGAAGGAGGAAUCUCUGGAGUCGAAAAACAGUACCAGCAACUGAUUGAUGAACAGAAGACCACAUAUCAGAAAUGCUGGGGAAAAGUACUCAACUUCUUAUUGGAGAUGGAGAAGCCAAUGUCAGGGCAUAGAGUUAACGAACCUCAAACAAAGCUGAAAGAUAAGCAAAGGCAAAUGAUAAAAGACAAAUUCAAGGGUUUUAACACAGAAUUGGAAGAGCUGCAUCAGAUUCAGAAGACAUACGCAGUCCCAGAUACUCAACUUAGAGAUCAGCUAAGAAAUGAAAAUAUAGACCUCAUUCUACCACUCUACACCACCUUCAGAGACAAAUAUUCAAGUUUGCCAUUUACGAAAAAUCCCGAAAAAUACAUCAGAUACACAGUGGAGGAAGUGGAAGCCAUGCUGAAAUCUUUCUUUGACGUCUCGGCUUGAUGAUUAUGAAUUUGUUUAGUUUGUUUGUAUUUUUUUUUUCUAUUCAGAUCCACUAUAUAGAGAAACAAAUAUCCCUCUAUUUGGUAAACGUCGAUUUUUCAAGAUGUAAUGACAUUUUUGUUGUUGAAAAUCGACGACCGAGGUGAUAGUGCCCACAGUAGAUCACAUGCAGCGUAACAUUGGCAACGGGCACUAAACCCAUUCACGCCAAAAUUCUGAAAUGGCACGGAAAUUUCCUUAGAAUAAAGUCAUCGAAAAAUUCAAAA
Messenger RNA from Orbicella faveolata, 2415 nucleotides. RefSeq names its product exocyst complex component 7-like. Lineage: Eukaryota; Metazoa; Cnidaria; Anthozoa; Scleractinia; Merulinidae. The record is from RefSeq and is a predicted model, not a curated record.